UGGAGGCGGGACUCCGGUCCCGGUGACACGGUGCGGGGACAGUCGGGAAGACGUGGCUAAACGGACAGAAAUGGACUCAGAAAUCAAGGAAGAAAUUCCUGUGCAUGAGGAAUUCAUUUUGUGUUGUGGAGUUGAAACACAGAUUCUAAAAUGUGGCCCCUGGACUGAUCUUGUUAGUGAUCAAAGCGCCAAUAAGCCUAAGCUGCUGAUUUUUGUUAUUCCUGGUAAUCCAGGUUUUUCUGCCUUCUAUGUGCCAUUUGCAAAGGCUUUGUACUCUUUGAUAGACGGACGCUUUCCAGUUUGGAUUAUCAGUCAUGCUGGGCAUGCCUCUGUCCCCAAAGACAAGAAGAUUCUUACAACCUCGGAUGAUUCAAAUGCUCAAGAAAUUAAAGACAUCUAUGGAAUCCAAGGUCAAGUAGAGCACAAACUAGCUUUCCUGAGAACUCAUGUGCCAAAGGGAAUGAAACUUGUGUUAAUUGGCCAUUCAAUAGGCUGCUAUUUUUCUCUUCAGAUACUGAAGCGUGCCCCUGAGCUUCCGGUCGUCCGCACCUUGCUGCUCUUUCCCACGAUCGAGCGACUGUCACAGACACCCAACGGCAGGAUCGCCACCCCGAUCCUCUGCUGGCUUCGCUAUGUCCUCUACGUUAUCAGCUACCUACUCCUGAAACCGUGCCCUGAGAAAAUCAAGUCCUUACUGCUCAGAGUGGGCCUUAAUAUGAUGAACCUGUCAAGUGAGUUUUCAGUCAGCAGCGUAUUGGAGCCAUUCUGCAUUGCUAAUGCUGCCUACCUUGGGAGCCAAGAGAUGAUGGAGGUGGUGGAGAGAGACAAUAAAACCAUCAAGGAGCAUUUACCCAAGCUCACAUUUUACUAUGGGAGUAUUGACAGAUGGUGUCCAAAAGACUACUAUGAAGACAUCAAGAAAGAUUUUCCACAAGGAGAUAUUCUACUCUGUGAGAAAAAUAUACCUCAUGGAUUUGUCUCCUCUUCUAAUGAGGAAAUGGCUAAAAUGGUAGCUGACUGGCUAAAGUAUGACCUAGCCAAAAUAUAAAUAAUGACACAAAGAAAGAAGCACCUACAGCCGGGUCAUAGGGGCAGUAGGUUUACUGGAUUUGGUGGGUAAGUGUUUAAUUUUGAUGAUUGAUGUGAGAAAAACGUGAGAACCUCUUGGCUUAAAAAGUAUGAGCUCCCAUGCUAGAGCCUGAAAUAAACACAGUUGAUGAAUCAUUCCCUAAGUUUAUCAAGACAUUUCCCAAGACUCAGGGAUCACAGCGAUCACUUCUAAACAAGGUCCCUUAUGUUUGCAGGAGGGGCCCAGUGACACAAGGCGGUUUGUUCUGGUAGGCAGGAUCCUGCAGACAAAAUGGGGUCCAAAUCCAGUUGAUUUUAAUUGAUUUACAUUGUAGAAUAGACCCUCCUAGAGGAGAAAUUAUGAAAUACCUGCUAGAAGAUGUAACAGAGAUCAGUGACUAUUGAGUAUAUUAGGUAUGUGACAGGCAUGAGACCAUGAGAACGGCCCUUGGGCUGCAGAAGUGGGACAUGCUGGCCGCAGGUCCUGGCCAUGAACCUGGGUCUCCUUUAAGAACAGAAGCUGAGGAUCAGCCCAGGCUAACUUUGCACGGGUCUUGGCUGAGAUCAUCCGAACCAGAUGGGCCUCAGGGCUGCCUGUGGGCCCCGCUGUGACUGUUUUGCCACAUGUGGAAAACCACCAAGUCCACUUGUUUCUAGCAACUGGUGGCACAGGGCCAGCCAGAGCCAACAUGAGAGGAGGCACCACUUGUCCGCGAAGCUGUCCUGAAGAGCAUGACCGCCUGACCCACCUGCAGUGGAUGAGAAUGACGUUGCCCACCUGGUUCUCUGGUCAAGCAACCAGAGGGGAGUUGUUGAAGGACCCAACUGUGCCUCCUGCUACCUGACAGCCAGCACACACCGGGCUGUCCUGCAGCCGGCCGGGUGACGAGCUCCUGCAGGUUCAUCUCCAGAAGCAGCCUGGGGAGGCCUUGGACUGUCCUGAAUCCAGCCCCCACCUGCCAGCAUGCAGCUGCCCCUUCUGUGAUUCUUCCAGUAAUGCCCUUAUUUGUAAUAAAGACACACUGAAGUGUGUGCGGGUGAUGGAAUGUCACGUCGGCAGUUUACUCUCAAAUGGAUCAAGGUAGAAGAUGUUCUUUGUAUUUUUACUUGCAACUUUUUUGUAAUUUUCAGAUUGUUUCAAAAUUUAGAAAAAUAAUAAUUAAAAACAAACACCAUUCUCUCA
Choloepus didactylus (southern two-toed sloth) is the source of this 2251-nucleotide messenger RNA. RefSeq names its product lipid droplet associated hydrolase (gene LDAH). Gene Ontology annotation, molecular function: lipase activity. Lineage: Eukaryota; Metazoa; Chordata; Mammalia; Pilosa; Megalonychidae. Gene Ontology annotation, cellular component: lipid droplet. Bases 71 to 1048 code for a protein of 325 amino acids. The transcript has 7 exons. Gene Ontology annotation, biological process: lipid storage. The record is from RefSeq and is a predicted model, not a curated record.